This is a messenger RNA of Ciona intestinalis (vase tunicate), 1805 nucleotides long. Lineage: Eukaryota; Metazoa; Chordata; Ascidiacea; Phlebobranchia; Cionidae. The record is from RefSeq and is a predicted model, not a curated record.
UUAUACUACUAUAGCUACCUGUUUUUUAUAUUAACAGAUAUUUAAAUUAAAAACUCACGAAAAUGAAUCUGGGUCGUUAUUUCAAAAACCCAUACCCUGACAUAGAAAUCUCAUAUUCCCCCACCCCACGAGAAGUAUACGAAGGCCGAAUAUUGAGUUGCGUGGAUCAUGUAUUAAAGGGGUUACAGCCAACACAUAAGAACGCUGGUGGAGGUGUAUACAUUGGGACAGCUGGAGUUGCUUACAUGUUAUACUACCUUGCUAAAAGUGGCCAUUUUCCAAAUCAUAAAGAAAAGUUCUUGGAAGCUGCCAAAUCUUACGUUGAUGUUUCAGUUGAAUAUUAUGAACAAAGAAACAUAGAGCCAUGCAAUCAAGUGGGGUUCUUGCUUUCAAAUAGUGGCGUGUAUGCGGUUGCCGCGUUAGUUUACAACCUCCUUCAGGAAAAAUUGAAUUGCAUGAAAUAUGUGAAACUGUUUCAAGAUUUAUCAGCUGAAUGUGAAAAGGUGGAAAUGCUACCAAAUGGGUCGGAUGAAUUAUUUGUGGGAAGAGCUGGGUAUUUACUCGGCAUCCGUUUGCUUCAACGAGAUUUAAAAAUUGAAAUUCUACCUGCUGAAACAAUUCGUAAAAUAAUUCGGGCCGCGGUCCAAUCAGGAGAGAAAUUUAGGUCACAUGUUAAUCUGGAAGGAGAGCCCCCUCUGAUGUAUGCUUAUUACAAAACAAUGUCUUUGGGUGCUGGUCAUGGGGUAUCAGGAAUUCUCCAGGUUUUGCUUACUUUUCCCGACCAUAUCAACCCUGAGUCAUUAACGCUGAUUCAGCGUUCCGUCGAUUAUUUGUUGAGUCGUUGCGUGGACAAGCAGGGCUGUUACAAUAUCGCGACAGAUCUGGAAACGUCACUGUCAAGUGACGGCGGAACACACCUCGUGCAUUGGUGCCAUGGAGCAGCAGGUGUUGUAUAUCUAUUUGCGCGUGCAUAUCUUGUAUUUAACCGUGACCAGAAGUAUCUCGAUGCCUGUGUGCUCCUCGCUGAUACCGUGUGGAAAUGCGGGUUGCUGUCCAAGGGGCCGGGUAUUUGUCAUGGUGUUGCUGGAAGUGGUUAUGUUUUUCUCAUUCUGUAUCGACUAACACAAGAUGAAAAGUAUCUUUACAGAGCUGAUAGAUUCGGAGGUUUUAUGUUCACUGAGGCUUUUAGCGUAGGUGCACGUACACCAGAUAGACCUCACAGUCUAUUUGAAGGGUUAGCGGGAACCAUUUGCUUCCUAAACGACAUUCUACAGCCUACGAAAGCGGAGUUUCCUUUAGCUGAUGUAUUUCUAGAUUGAGUUGAAGAUUCUUUUUUUCGACUAUUUUUUGGGUUCAUUUUAAUUUCUUUUUUUCUGGGUCAUUUAUGAAUGAAUGAAUGUAGCUUACUUUAUCCUCGCAUGGCCGAAAACGACAGUUGUUAUCACACUGGUUUUCUGUUUCAUAUACCUCAUGCCAGCUUACGAGUUACCAUGUAUGUAGCUUAGUGGGUGAUUUUUUUUUCACUUUCUCUGUAUGGCUGAUAAUUUGGAAAACCCAUUAUAAUUUACAUUUUUCUCAGUCAUUUAUAAUUUAUCAUUUGAACAUUUGUAUCUUACCCAUUCAAGUCACUUGUUAAAAUGUUCACAAUUUUCUGAAGAUAAUGGCCAUUUUUUAAUUUGUUCGUUUUUUGCCAAUGUUUUAUUUAUACCAUACUGUGUUGUUUCGCAGGUAUUAUUAUUUUUGUAAUUUUCCACAAAAAUGCUGUUUGUUAAUUGUACAAAACAAAUAAAAUUUGAUUUAAUUUA